CAACAGUUGUCGCUGCGUGACGUUGAGUAGGUCCCAGCGCCAAUUGCAAAAAAGAGUUCAUAACGCGUGAGCAGCUCCGUCGUCUUGUCGAGGGCAUUGCAUCAUCUAGAAUUUGACCUAUUACCUAGACCGCUGUAAAUUAUUGCUAUCCACCAGUAAACCAUGCAAAGACUACGAAUGCCGAGUGUCGGCGGGCGGAACGUAUUGCGUGGCCGGCGAAGGAUAUGCGUUUCAGCUUCUUCUGCUAAUAAGGUGAACGUGCUCGUCAUCGGCUCGGGUGGCCGUGAGCACUCCCUCGCAUGGAAAUUGUCUCAAUCGCCCAUAUGCAAUCAUCUGUUCUGCGCCCCGGGUAAUCCGGGUACAGAGACAGAACCGAAUGUGACAAAUGUCGGCAUAGAUGUGGCCAACCAUCAGAAAGUUGUGCAAUUCUGCCGGGAAAGGGAUGUAAGGCUUGUGGUGGUAGGCCCCGAGGUGCCGCUCGUCGCGGGCCUCGCUGACGACAUGCAGGCAGCCGGAAUACCCACCUGGGGACCUAGCGCACGGGCGGCGCAGCUGGAGGGCUCCAAGGCGUUUAUGAAGGACAUCUGCCGCAAGUACGACAUCCCCACAGCUGCCUAUGAGAAAUUCACGGACCCUGCGCGCGCGAAGUCCUUCAUUAAACAUCUGGGCGCGCCUAUCGUCGUGAAGGCUAGCGGUCUAGCGGCAGGCAAGGGCGUGGUUGUGGCUCGUACUGUGGAGGAGGCGUACCAGGCAGUGGACGAUAUGUUGGUGCAUAAAGUGUUCGGAGGUGCAGGUGAUGAGCUUGUCAUUGAGGAAUUCCUGGAUGGUGAGGAAGUCUCAUUCUUUGCGCUCGUUGACGGAGAGGCGGCCAUUCCCCUGGUCUCAGCACAAGACCACAAAGCCGUUGGAGAUGGAGAUACAGGGCCGAACACAGGCGGUAUGGGGGCGUAUUCGCCUGCACCUGUCAUGAACGAAGCCAUCUUCAAGCAGGUCAUGGACGAGAUCAUCUACCGCACCGCGCGUGGUAUGGCAGCCGAAGGGGCGCCGUUUCGCGGAACUCUUUUCGCGGGCCUUAUGAUCAAGGAUGGCAAGGUGGGUUGCGCAAAGCUGUUGGAGCACAACGUGCGCUUCGGUGAUCCGGAGUGCCAGGGCCUUAUGGCUCGCUGUGAUUCGGACCUCACGGAAGCGCUGCUACGGGCUACGCAGGGCAAGCUGGAUGACGUGAAUCUGAUGUGGAAGCCUGAGGCGGCGCUAACUGUGGUUAUGGCGGCAAAUGGCUACCCCGGAAAGCACCUCAAGGGCUCCGUCAUCAGGGGCCUCGACCGGGUUACAACUGCCAAGGUGGCCCCUGCUGCGGCUGUGCAGGUAUUCCACGCAGGAACAGCCCGCAACACGGCGGGGGAGGUGGUGUCCAACGGGGGUCGGGUGCUCAACGUCACGGCACUCGGGAAGGACGUUGCGGAGGCGCAGGCGCGGGCGUACGAGGCUGUCAAGCAAAUAGAGUGGGCAGACGCGUACUACCGCUCCGAUAUUGGCUGGCGGGCAGUGGCUCGCCUGAAAGCCCCCGCCAAACAUCAUUGA
Volvox carteri f. nagariensis is the source of this 1581-nucleotide messenger RNA. RefSeq lists its product as uncharacterized. The transcript has 13 exons. NCBI's taxonomy places the organism in Eukaryota, Viridiplantae, Chlorophyta, Chlorophyceae, Chlamydomonadales, Volvocaceae. The coding region runs from base 163 to 1581 and encodes 472 amino acids. Gene Ontology annotation, biological process: purine nucleobase biosynthetic process. The record is from RefSeq and is a predicted model, not a curated record. Gene Ontology annotation, molecular function: metal ion binding; phosphoribosylamine-glycine ligase activity; ATP binding.